CUGACUGUUUAUCUGUCUGUCUGCAUGUGUCUGUUUGUGCUUUUACUUUGUCUCUUUAACGUCAUUAUGUCUGAAAACAAACUGAUUUCCUUGGAUUUUGAGAUUUUUGGUAAUGUGCAGGGUGUUUGCUUCAGAAUGUACACAGAGGAUCAUGGCCAGAGUCUGGGACUGAGCGGCUGGGUGAAGAACACCAGGCAGGGAACCGUGAUUGGUCAAAUCCAGGGACCUCAAGACAAAGUCAAUGAGAUGAAAGUCUGGCUGAAGAGCGUCGGCAGUCCAAGCUCCCGAAUCGACCGAGCAGUCUUCUCCAACGAGAAAGACAUUUCUAAACUGGAAAUCCACGGUUUCUCCACCCGCUACUGAGCAUGCCCAUACACCGCUGACAGGGUUAGGGGGAAGAAGAUUUAUUUAUUUAUUGCACCAUCCAUUACUAUCCAUCUCCAUGCAGAACCUGAACCUCAUUGAGAUCUUUAGGGUGUCUAGUGUCUGAUGUAGAAGUACAAAGUCUCUGAGCUUAAUUCCAUCUUAAAUUACAUUCAACUAUGGAGGCUCGAACCGAUUGCCAUCCAAAUAGUAAAAACCCUUUUCCCAGA
Molecule: messenger RNA, 593 nt
Organism: Etheostoma cragini (Arkansas darter)
Lineage: Eukaryota; Metazoa; Chordata; Actinopteri; Perciformes; Percidae
Product: acylphosphatase-2-like
Exons: 5
Coding region: 25-363 (112 amino acids)
Molecular function (GO): acylphosphatase activity
Source: RefSeq, a predicted model, not a curated record